CUCCGUACCGGGGCCAUGUGCGCACCGGCCGCCCCCCACGUGGGAACUGAGCGGGACGACCCGGAAGCGAUUCUACGGCGGCCGAGCGGGACCCUCGAAGCGUUGGGAUUGGCCGGGCGGGCCACGCGCGCCGCUGGGAUUGGCCAGCUCCGCGCUGUUGCUAUGGUUACCGGGAGGGCGGGGUGGUGGUCCCGGAAGCGCCGCUCCGGAAGCGGAGCCAUGGCGGCUGUGGCGGCGGUAACGCUGCUGCUGCUGGUGCUAACGGCGGCGGCGGCGCUGACGGGAGGCGACGACUCGGACUGGGUACGGCUGCCCAGCAAGUGUGAGGUGUGCAAGUACGUGGCGGUGGAGCUUAAAUCCGCUUUUGAGGAGACCGGCAAGACCAAGGAGGUGAUCGACACCAAGUAUGGCUUCCUGGACGGGAAGGGCUCUGCCGUCAAGUACACGCAGUCGGACAUCCGGUUAAUCGAGGUGACGGAGAACAUCUGCAAGCGGCUCUUGGAUUACAACCUGCACAAGGAGAGGAGCGGCAGUAACAGAUUCGCAAAGGGCAUGUCGGAGACGUUCGAGACCCUGCACAACCUGGUGCACAAGGGCGUCAAGGUGGUGAUGGACAUCCCCUACGAGCUGUGGAACGAGACCUCUGCUGAGGUGGCUGACCUCAAAAAACAGUGCGACGUGCUGGUGGAGGAGUACGAAGACGUGAUCGAGGACUGGUACAGGCACCACCAGGCAGAGGAUCUCUCCCAGUUUCUCUGCGCCAACCACGUGUUAAAAGGGAAGGACACAAGCUGCCUGGCAGAGAAGUGGACUGGCAAGAAGGGUGAUUUGGCCAGCGCGGGGGAGAAGCAGAGCAAAAAAAAGAGCGGGAAGAAGAAGAAAAAGGGCCGGAAGGAUGAGGACGAGGGAGCUGCCACCCUCCCCGCUGCAGGGGAGGCCCUGGAGGAGAGCGGGGUCCAGGAGGAGGCUCCGCUCCCCCACAGCCCAUCCGAUGAGCUUUAGGGACGCAGCCCCAGCCCCCGGCGGUCUCACCCCGCCGUCUCCCGCGGGUACCAAAGGAAAAGGGACUUUGCGGCGCGGUGUGAGCGACUGACCCCGGGGAGGCCGGAGACUUGGGGGUGGGGGGGGUGAUCCUACGAGCAGGGGUGGUGGGUGACACGGAGCCACCGACCCGACGCUGCUGGGGUUCCGGCUACGGGAGGGGCCCUGGGGGGUCGGCUCCUCGUCCUGCCCGCGUUGCCCGCACCUUGCCCGGACUGUAAAUAAAGCCGUUUUCCCCAGAA
Messenger RNA from Aquila chrysaetos chrysaetos, 1283 nucleotides. It is a transcript of the gene CNPY3, whose product is annotated as canopy FGF signaling regulator 3. The record is from RefSeq and is a predicted model, not a curated record. Gene Ontology annotation, cellular component: endomembrane system. Gene Ontology annotation, molecular function: signaling receptor binding. Lineage: Eukaryota; Metazoa; Chordata; Aves; Accipitriformes; Accipitridae. The transcript is spliced from 6 exons. The coding region runs from base 16 to 1002 and encodes 328 amino acids.